Ficedula albicollis (Collared flycatcher) is the source of this 2351-nucleotide messenger RNA. It is a transcript of the gene RGS7, whose product is annotated as regulator of G-protein signaling 7. The record is from RefSeq and is a predicted model, not a curated record. Bases 831 to 2351 code for a protein of 506 amino acids. Lineage: Eukaryota; Metazoa; Chordata; Aves; Passeriformes; Muscicapidae. The transcript has 16 exons. Gene Ontology annotation, biological process: intracellular signal transduction; regulation of G protein-coupled receptor signaling pathway; G protein-coupled receptor signaling pathway.
GUAGCGCUUGGAGCAGGGCUCGGCGGCUCUCCGCGCUCUCCGCAUCCGCCGGUGUGGUCUGUAGAUGGAGCACAUUCUUACACCUGCGUGCAAAGCCGGAGCUACGGCAUGAUCCGAGCUCCUGCUUCGUGCAGCUCCCGUGUGACCCGGGGGAGGGCGGGGAGGAGACGGGGCUGGCAGGGAGCCGGUGCUUGGCGGUAAAGUGCGGUUAAAGUAGGUGAAAGCAAACCGGAACGGCGUUCUGGCUUGUUUAUUCAUUUUCCCUCGUCACCUGCUCCCCUGCCCCGGCGUAUAUAUGAGCACAGAUGCGCUGGUGAAUUGUAGGGAGCUCAAAGCGUCUGGUUCGCUUUUUGUGCGUUUGGAUGUUGAGAAAGUUGCUACGACCCGAGCUGUGAGCCGAGGGCACUGCUGAAUACACGUCAUGGGCCGAGUCCGUCCUCCCAAAACUGGCCUGGAAGGUGCAGAGCGUCCCUCGGUGAAGCCCGUGCGGAGGAGGAGGAAGCGCUUUGUGAAGAGGCGUCUGUGUGCUGUGGUGGUUAGCAGUGUGUCAGGGUUCUGAGUGACAAUUCAUUAGCGUUUAAAUUAGAUCAACACGUUACAUCCUUUAUUUACCGGCAAGAGAGCGUAAUGACAGUAAAUGGUGAACUAGCAGCUUUGCUCCAAUGUAAAUAUCUGUUGGAGUAAGAGCAUACACUGAUUUUGAUAACGUGUUGGUAGAAAGUCAGGUCCAUUAAUCAUCAGGGAAGCGAGGAGACCUGAGGCGAUGCCCUAUUGAAACCACUUUUACCUUUUACAGUGCAACAUCCAAAAGCGGAUCAAAUUUGUGGGACAUGGCACAAGGAAAUAAUUAUGGGCAAAGCAGCAAUGGGGUGGCUGAUGAAUCCCCAAACAUGCUGGUGUACAGAAAGAUGGAAGACGUCAUAGCCCGCAUGCAAGAUGAGAAAAAUGGGAUUCCUAUUCGUACGGUGAAAAGUUUUCUUUCCAAGAUUCCCAGUGUCUUUUCUGGUUCAGAUAUUGUUCAAUGGUUAACAAAGAACUUAUCGAUAGAGGAUCCAGUUGAAGCUCUGCAUUUGGGAACUCUGAUGGCAGCACAUGGCUAUUUCUUUCCAAUCUCAGACCAUGUUCUAACACUGAAGGAUGAUGGCACCUUUUAUCGAUUCCAGACACCCUAUUUUUGGCCAUCAAAUUGUUGGGAGCCGGAAAACACAGACUAUGCUGUUUACCUCUGCAAGCGGACAAUGCAAAACAAAGCAAGGCUAGAGCUAGCAGACUAUGAAGCUGAGAGUUUGGCCAGGCUACAGCGAGCUUUUGCUCGGAAAUGGGAAUUUAUUUUUAUGCAAGCUGAAGCACAAGCAAAGGUUGACAAGAAGAGAGACAAGAUAGAGAGGAAGAUUCUUGACAGUCAGGAGCGAGCAUUUUGGGAUGUGCACCGUCCGGUGCCUGGCUGUGUAAACACUACUGAAGUGGAUAUAAAAAAAUCUUCAAGAAUGAGAAAUCCACAUAAAACAAGAAAGUCUGUCUAUGGCUUACAAAAUGACAUUCGAAGUCACAGCCCUACGCACACGCCCGUGCCAGAGAGUAAGCCACCCACAGAAGAUGAGCUACACCAAGAGAUUAAGCACUGGCAAAUGCAAUUAGACAGACAUAGAUUAAAAAUGUCAAAAGUUGCAGAGAGUCUAUUAGCUUAUACAGAGCAGUAUUUGGAAUAUGAUCCUUUCCUUGUGCCCCCUGAUCCCUCAAACCCUUGGAUAUCAGAUGACACCACUUUCUGGGAACUGGAGGCAAGCAAAGAGCCAGGACAGCAGAGGGUGAAACGAUGGGGAUUUGGCAUGGAUGAAGCUUUGAAAGACCCUGUGGGAAGAGAGCAGUUUCUGAAAUUCUUGGAGUCAGAAUUCAGUUCAGAAAAUUUAAGGUUCUGGUUAGCAGUAGAAGACCUGAAGAAGAGGCCCAUCCGUGAAGUUCCUGCUCGCGUCCAAGAGAUCUGGCAAGAAUUUCUUGCUCCGGGUGCGCCCAGCGCUAUCAACCUGGACUCCAAAAGUUAUGACAAAACCACUCAGAAUGUGAAGGAACCGGGAAGAUACACAUUUGAAGACGCUCAGGAGCACAUUUACAAACUGAUGAAAAGUGAUUCUUAUCCUCGUUUUAUACGAUCCAGUGCCUACCAGGAGCUGCUACAGGCCAAGAAAAAGGCUGGAACCCCACAUUCCUUUUUCCGAGGAGCCAGGAGCCACCUUGAACCAGGGAACCUCUGUAGCGCUUUGAGAGUAACCAUUCACAAAGACCUUACAGCUCUGAACUACAGCACGCACAAAGAACACUUUUUUUCUAACAACUACAAAAUGCUGCAAUAA